AUGGAUCCCCAGCAGCCCGUAUUUAGCCUGAUGCGGUGCAUCUGCCCCUGCCUCAGACUCCUGCCACUACCAAGCAUGGACUGGAAUAAGGGCGACGACAGGCUGCUGCAGGCAGCGGAACAGAACGAGCCGGACAGAGUCUCUGCCCUCAUUGUGAAGAAGGGCCUCUGUCCGACCAAGCUGGACGGCGAGGGCAAGUCGGCGUACCACCUUUGUGCAUCCAGAGGUUGUCUAGAAAGCUUGGAGGUCAUAAUCUCUCAUGGAGCCGAACUCAACGCCACCGAUGGUGCUGGCUUUAGUGCCCUUCAUCUAGCAGCCAAAAACGGACAGCCAGAGUGUUUGAAGAGACUUCUACAGGAGAGGUUGCCUGUCGACUGCAGAGACAACAUUGGCAGGACCCCCUUGCAUCAUGCAGCGGUGGGCGGCUGCUUGUCCUGCACUGAGACCCUGUGGGACUUCAAAGCCAACCUAGACGCCCGGGAUGCGGAUGGAGCCACCCCGCUGAUCCUGGCAGCCCAGAUGAGCAGAAUGGAGUUGUGUGCCUUUUUAUUGGGCCGAGGAGCCAGUGCAAAUAUACAGGACAACCAAGGAAGGUCUGCCCUGAUGCUGGCCUGUGAGAGUGACAGCGCUGAGACGGUGGAGGUUCUGCUGAGGGGCGGGGCCAACACGCAGCUUGCCGACACCCUCGGACACGCUGCCGCCGACUACGGCGAAACCGCAGGAAACCAGCGCGUCGCGCAGCUGCUGCGAAACGGAGCUCCUCCAGUCACUGAGGUCACAGGCGAGGAGCAACCCCAUGCCCCCCUGCCUGUGCAUGGGGGUACAACCCCCCGGAAGAGGAAAGCCCCGCCACCACCCCACUCUCCUCACCAGGGCUUGCCACUAUCGCCACAGUCCAAGACUCCUGCUCCCUCUGUUUGCUCCCCUGAGCCCGAACCCCAAUGCCCCUCUCCCUCUCUUCAGACCCCUGAAACACAGAACCCCAACCAGGCCAGCCUUGCAGAAGACGAGGAGGUGUUCGAGGAGAUCAGACGGCUACGUUUGGAGAGAGGCCGCCUGCUUCAGAAGAUCAAGGGCCUGGAGCAACAGCAGCAGAGCGCCCUCUCUGCCUUGGAGGAGUUGUCUCAGCUCAGACAGCGUCUGGAGCAGGCAGAGGCGGAAAGGGACAGGCUUCAGGAGGAGUUGGAGGAAAUGAAGGGAGGCCAUGGUAUCGGGGCCAGCGAUCCUGAAGACCUGGACGAAAUGCUUGACUUCCCAGGUGUGUAGAAGCUGCUGUCCAGGAGUUCCAGGAAAACUCCUGCCCAGGAGGACACCACUUCUCAGGGAGAGACCACCCCAGCCGACCCCUCUACGGCCCCCGGAGACCCCGUCGCUGUCGCUGAGCUUCGCAGACAAAUAGAAGAGCUUACCUCACACAACACUGAGCUGGCUCUCAAAGUGCAGAUGAUGGAGAUGUUUGAGAAGGAUGACACGGACAUGCACACGUCCAGCCCAGACUCUGUCCCUAUUGCCCAGUAUGAGACCCUCAGGAAAGAGUACGAAGCCUUGCAGGAGCGCUACUCCCAGAGCCAGGCUUCAGAGGAGGCCUCCUGCAGCAUGGCAGAGGAGCGGGCUGUUGAGAAGCUCCAGGAGGGAGGCGGGGAGGGCGAGAGUGUGGAGGCCCUGAAAGAGAAGCUGUGUGGGGUGGUGGAGCAGCUGGCCUCCUCCCAGUCUGAGCUGAAGGAGCUGAAGGAACAGAUGCACCUCGGGGUCCUCUCUGUGGAGCAGGCUGAUGGUGAACAGACGGGAGAUCCCCCUAUGACAGGGGGUAGGACUGGGACGGUGAAAGGAGAGGAGGAGGUGGAGCAGCUGAGAGUGAGGUUGAGGGAGCUGGAGGCGGCGCUAACUAAGAGACAGGGGGAGGAGGCAGGGAGGUCCCCUGGAGACAGCCGGGACAGUGACAAAAUCAAACAGCUGACAGCCAAAGUCAAGGAACUCCAAGCGGCCCUGGCUGAGAGAGAGUUGGUGGGAAAAGCGGAGGAGGGAAGGGGCGGCGAAAGAGGUGAGGGGGAGACGAUCCAGCGCCUCAGGGACAAGGUGACCGAACUUCAGGCGGCCCUGGCGGAGAGCGGGGCUUCGGGGAAGGCGGAUGAAGCGGGAGGUGAGCUGGUGCGUCGGCUCCAGGGGCGCGUGGGCGAGCUGGAGGGGGAACUGAGGAGGUGUGUGCCUCGGUCGGAGCUGGAGGAGGUGCAGGUGACCCUCAGCCUUCAGUGUGAACAGCUGGCCAGGGAGAGGGCGGAAGUGGCUGCCAGGCUCAACCAGGCCCUGCUGGAACUGGAGAGGCUCAGGCCGCCCCCUCACAGAGACGGAGACGAAGAGGAGGACGAAGAGGAGGAGGAGGAAGAGGAGGAGCACUCCGAGAGCUCAGAGCUUUCAGCCACUUCAGAGCGCUCCAGGCGGAAGCUGGCAGCAGUGAGGGAGGAACUGGAUGUGGCGAGGCAGGAAGCGGCCCAGGCUUUAGACUGUCUGUGUGCUGAGCGGGAGGGCCGGGCACAGGACGCCCUGCAGCUGAAAGACGCAGUGCCCCUGUCUAAACACAAGAAGGCGCUGUCCGCCGUGUCAGAACAGCUGGCUCAGACCCUGAAGGAGCUCCAGGAGGAGAAGACCCGGAGUGACCAGGCCCAGGAGCAGGCAGCCAGGCUGGAGGCUCAGCUACUGGCCGGGCAGGAUGCCGUACCCAAGGAGGAGCAUGAAAAGGUUAAGGCAGACCUGCAGCGCUCCCUGCAGGCCAGUGAGAGCAGUGCAGUAGCAGCACGGGAGGCUCUGAGCGAGAGGGAGACGGAGUUGAGGGAGCUGAAGUCCCAGAAGGCCGCAGAGCAGGGGCUGAUCUCCAAGGAGGACCACGAGGCCCAGCGGCUGUCCCUGCAGGCCGAGAUCAACACCAUUACCGCGCGUUUCAACGACCUCACCCGCAAACACGAAAAGACCUGCACAGAGGUGUUUCAGGUCCAGAGGGAGGCUCUGUUUAACAAGAGCGAGCGGCAGGCGGCUGAAGCCCAGCUGGCCACAGUGCAGCAGCAGCUGGCUGAGCUGCAGGCCCAGUCCACCCACAUUCAGGAGCUCCACAAGGACAUCCAGGAGUCCCAUGGCCUGGUCAAGGAGAAGGACCGCAAGAUCACAGAGCUGUCCAAGGAGGUGUUUCGACUCAAGGAGGCUCUGGGCGCUCUCUCGCCUCCUCUCGGCAUAUCUUCCUCCUCUCCAUCGUCCACACAUCACGGUAACCCCGGGCAACAGGUGGCGCUGCAGAACAGGGUGGCUAUACUCUCCCAGCAGUUACAGGAUUGGGAACGAAAACAUAAGCAGGUGGUGGCAGUAUAUCGCGCCCAUCUACUGGCAGCUGUACAGGGUCGUAUGGAUGAAGAGGUGCAGGGUUUGCUCCUCCAGAUCCUGCGGAUGACACAAAAGGAGUAACGUUGACCUCCACCCUCCGUCUCUCCACCUCCACCUGCAGUCCUUUGACAUGGCAACACAGUGCGGCUGACGGGGCCCAGAUAUCAUCACAUGCUAAUCGAUACAUGAACACUCUUGAGGAGCCCAGGAGUGAGGCGUAUUCAGGAGCAGCUGCAUGGCCACAGGAGAGCAGCUCCCACUCACAGCCUCAGAACCUUCCUACCAGCCAAGCAGCAGAACCUGCAGAGAGCCUGCAUGGCUGAACGACGGAGGACUUGUCCAGGUUUGUGGCAGCAGGAAGGGAACACAUAGUGGAGGAUUAUGAAUUAUUGUCUGUGUGAUGAGCCUACUGAUUUUGUAUCAUGUUGUUAUAAUAAAGUUGUAAAACAAA
Lampris incognitus (smalleye Pacific opah) is the source of this 3820-nucleotide messenger RNA. It is a transcript of the gene ankrd24, whose product is annotated as ankyrin repeat domain 24. Gene Ontology annotation, molecular function: actin binding. The record is from RefSeq and is a predicted model, not a curated record. The transcript is spliced from 22 exons. NCBI's taxonomy places the organism in Eukaryota, Metazoa, Chordata, Actinopteri, Lampriformes, Lampridae.